Coniophora puteana RWD-64-598 SS2 is the source of this 477-nucleotide messenger RNA. RefSeq lists its product as uncharacterized. The transcript has 2 exons. NCBI's taxonomy places the organism in Eukaryota, Fungi, Basidiomycota, Agaricomycetes, Boletales, Coniophoraceae. The coding region runs from base 1 to 477 and encodes 158 amino acids. The record is from RefSeq and is a predicted model, not a curated record.
AUGUCCACCUGGCAGAGCAUCACUCUGACCGACGACGAGUGGUUCGACGGAUAUGAAGUACACAGACACCCUCUCGAGUCCACAGUCCUCCCCAUCAUGCAGGCUGUCUAUGAACAGGCCUCUCCCCAGGGACCUGUACCCAGCGCCAUCGACAGCUGGUGGUUCUCCCCUACCAUCAUGUACCAGCUCAACGCCGAUGGGUCGGCUCCAACUCAUGUCCUCAUCAUCAUCAACGAGGGGCAGGGUGAGCCAUUCGCCAUCCCCAAGACUCGCUUUACGAUCAACGUCAACAACCGAAUUGUUCUUGACAAGACUAUGGGAAACCGCUUUUCGGCGUCCGAGGAUGUGGUGCCGCUGGUGAACAAGGUCAAACAGUGGCCCGGUAGCUUUUCCUCGACCGGUCGACUGGCGAGGUAUUUGACACCCGUUGCAGUAAAGCACCUAUUACUACAUCCGUUUGAACCAACCGAGUGCUAG